This is a messenger RNA of Abrus precatorius (Indian licorice), 4086 nucleotides long. Its product is annotated as kinesin-like protein KIN-12E. The record is from RefSeq and is a predicted model, not a curated record. The coding region runs from base 1 to 4086 and encodes 1361 amino acids. Gene Ontology annotation, biological process: microtubule-based movement. NCBI's taxonomy places the organism in Eukaryota, Viridiplantae, Streptophyta, Magnoliopsida, Fabales, Fabaceae. Gene Ontology annotation, molecular function: microtubule binding; ATP binding; microtubule motor activity. The transcript is spliced from 22 exons.
AUGCCGUUCCUAUCGGAGGCUGCGAGUGCAAUUAAGAGCAGGUUUGGGUUCCACGACCAUCCCUCCGAAUCGCUUUCGCUGAUUCAGAAUACUCCAGAUCUUCUGAAAUCCGCGGCCAAAGACACUCUCGCUCAAAGCUCUGUAGUUCGAAAUAUACGUGAUUGGGAAGAUGAAAGUGUAGUUGGACCAAGUAGCACCGCCUUUUCGUCGAGUCAGAGCUUCGAAUUCUGCGAGGAUCCUUCCUUCUGGAAAGAUCACAAUGUGCAGGUUAUAAUUAGAAUGCGCCCUCUUAGCAAUGCUGAAAUAUCGGUUCAAGGGUGUGGAAAGUGCGUUAAGCAAGAGAGUUGUCAGACAAUUACUUGGUCUGGGCAUCCUGAGUCACGGUUUACUUUUGAUCUUGUUGCAGACGAGAAUGUUAGCCAGGAGAAGCUCUUUAAAGUAGCUGGUUUACCAAUGGUAGAAAAUUGCAUGGGAGGCUACAACAGCUGCAUGUUUGCUUAUGGUCAAACUGGAAGUGGGAAGACACACACCAUGCUUGGAGAUAUUGAGGGGGGAACUAGAAGACACAGUGUCAACUGUGGAAUGACACCAAGAAUUUUUGAGCACUUAUUUUCUAGAAUUCAGAAGGAAAAAGAGGCUCGCAGAGAUGAAAAGUUAAAGUUUACAUGCAAAUGUUCUUUCUUGGAGAUAUAUAAUGAACAGAUACUUGAUCUUCUCGAUCCAUCAUCUAACAAUCUGCAGAUAAGAGAAGACAGUAAGAAAGGAGUUUAUGUGGAAAAUAUUAAGGAAGUAGAAGUUACAAAUGGUCGAGAAGUCAUUCAACUACUUAUUCAGGGUGCUGCGAACAGGAAGGUAGCUGCUACUAACAUGAAUCGUGCUAGCAGUCGUUCUCAUAGUGUAUUUACUUGCAUCAUUGAGAGUCAGUGGGAAUCUCAAGGAGUGACUCACUUUCGAUUUGCUCGACUUAAUCUUGUUGAUUUGGCUGGGUCUGAGAGGCAGAAAAGUUCUGGUGCUGAAGGGGAACGCCUCAAGGAAGCUACGAAUAUCAACAAAUCUCUUUCCACAUUGGGGCUUGUGAUUAUGAACCUAGUUAGUAUUUCUAAUGGGAAGUCGCUCCAUGUUCCUUAUCGGGAUUCAAAGCUAACAUUUCUACUUCAGGAUUCCCUUGGAGGGAAUUCAAAAACGAUCAUAAUUGCAAAUAUAAGCCCCUCCAUUUGUUGCUCGCUUGAGACAUUAAGCACGUUGAAGUUCGCACAACGUGCCAAAUUUAUCAAGAACAAUGCUAUUGUAAAUGAGGAUGCAUCUGGAGAUGUCAUUGCCAUGAGACUUCAAAUUCAACAACUUAAGAAAGAAGUAUCCCGUUUACGGGGUCUGGUUGGUGGAGGAGAAAUUCAGGACAAUGACACUUCAGUAAUCAGCUUUCCAGGUUCUCCGGGAUCUUUCAGGUGGGAGGGCGCUCAAGGAUCAUUCAGUCCAUUAACCUCUGUUAAAAAGAUAUCUCAGAAAAAAGAUUAUGAUGUUGCCCUUGUUGGAGCCUUUAGAAGAGAAAAGGACAAAGAGAUGGAACUGCGGGCACUAAGAGAUGAAAUUCAAGCAGCCAUGAAGCUGGUUAAACAAAGAGAAGAUGAGAUACAAAGUUUGAAGAUGAGACUAGGUUUUCGAGAAGCUAGAAUAAAAAGGUUAGAAAUAGUUGCUUCUGGGAAGAUUUCAGGUGAGACACACUUACAGAAUGAAAAAGAGGAGCAUUUGAAGGAAAUUGAGGUCCUGCGGGCCCAGGUGGAUCGGAAUAAAGAUGUAACUAGAUUUGCUAUGGAAAAUUUGCAGCUAAAAGAAGAAAUUAGAAGGUUGAAGUCAUUUUGUGAGGAAGGUGAACGAGAAAUGAUGAGUGAACAGAUCAUGGUAUUGCAAAACAAGUUGUUAGAGGCACUAGAUUGGAAAUUUAUGCAUGAACCAGAUCUGGUAAGGGUUCAGUUUUUCACAAAAACAAAUUCUGAUUCAGCCAACGAAGAUGUACCUAAUGAUGGUAAUCUCAUUUCCAAACAGGAGCCAAGUCCCAAAUCACGUUGGCAGUCUUCUCUUAGGGAAGAAAAUGAGUUUCUCCGGAUUCAGGCUAUACAAAACCAGGCAGAAAUGGACACAAUUCGCAAGAAGCUAGAGGUUUGUCUCGGAGAGAAAGAAAAAUUGGAAAGGCAUGUUGAUGAUUUGGCAACAAAAUUAGAACAAGAGAAAUCUCAAACUAGCGAAGGACAGAAGCAAAUUGAUCUUCCAUCAACAGCUGAUAUGCCUGUCAUUAAUAGCAAUGACCAACUGGAGUUGAAAGCAAUGGUUGAUGCUAUUGCUGCUGCCAGUCAAAGAGAAGCGGAGGCUCACGAGACAGCAAUAAUGCUGUCAAAGGAGAACGAUGAACUCAAAAUGAAGCUUAAAGCUUUGAUUGAGGAUAAUAGUAAACUGAUUGAAUUGUAUGAACAAGCUGCUGCUGAGAGUAAAGGAGACUGUACUGAAGAAAUUAGUUCCAAAGUUGACAAUGGUUGCUAUCUUCCUGAAGCAAGAGAAGAGGAGACUGAGUUGAAAAGAGUGGUUGAGAAUCUCCAGCAUCAGCUGAUGGAAAUGAAUGAAGAAAAUGAAAAGCUGAUGAGUUUGUAUGAAAGAGCCAUGCAGGAGAGGGAUGAUCUUAAAAGAACUCUUUCAUGUCAAGAACAUGAAAGAGUUGGAACCAAAGGAGAUAUGGACUGCCCGGAAAAGCUUGUUGAAGUUGAUGGAGGGGAAAGAGAUUCCAGAGUAGACACUGUUUCCGAGGAAGAGCAGGGUAGAGGUGAAAGCAAAUACGUUAACGAAACUACUAUAUCUGGGUCUGAUUUAUGCCUCAAUUAUGAUGGAGAUGAAGACGACAAGCUUUUAAAGGAGAACAAUGGGGGUGAUGUACCGUUCAACUCUGAGAUGGACAUUGAGGUAUCGGAUGUCAGCGAAGCAAACUUAUCAAAGGAAUUAAAUUGUGCUACAAAGAAUCUUGAAAGAGUUGAUGAACAUAUUUCGGAUGCUGUUAGAACUAUAGCUUCACUUGGUUGUGCUGAAAAAGCAAUGGUCCAGGUUGAUAAGCUCUCUAGAGAAAUUGAGUUGAUAGAACAUGAUAUUCAGGUGAAACGUCAGCAGUUUGAAUCCUUGAAACUUCUGCUUUCUGAAGCACGGGAAAGAAGAACAAUAGUUGAUAGGAAAUUCUCUGCGCUAAAAUAUUCAUUAUCAAGCUUCCCGUCAACGUUUUCUUACUUUGAGCAACGGGAAGCAAGGGCAAGAGCAUUGGUGAAUGACUUAACAUCUAUUCUUGACAAAAAGAAAGAGGAAUUGGCUGCUCUUCAAGCUUCCAAACAGGGACUGGAGAAUGCUCAAAAGAAGAACCAAGAAUCCGAAGCUGAAUUAGUUGCAAAUAUUGCAUGCAUCAAAUCGAAACUGGAGGAAGAGAAUCGAAAGCGUGAAGGUGAAAAGGUUCUAUUUGCGAUUGAUAACACAGAGAGUAUAGAUUCCUCACUGAAAAAUUGGCAUCUAAGUGGUAAAGCCACCGAAUUACUUAAAUUAGAGGAAGAGAAAACAAAACUACAAGCAGAGAUGAAGCUUUCUCAAGAAAAACUCGGGGUAAUAAGAAAGGAACUGGGAAAUCUAAACAAGAAGGUGAUAAAUGUAGAGAGCCAGAUACAAGCUGUUGAACUGAAAAUACAGCAAUGUUUGAAGAACACAGAGGAGAAGGAGCUUGCACUUCAACGCGUGAUGAAAGAGAAAGAGAUGCUCUUAGAAUUUAAAGAUAAUGGUAUGUUUGAAAUAGAGCAUAUGAUCAUUGAACUCCAGCGAAAUGUGUUUGACUAUGACCUAAAGGAGGCUGAAAUAAAGAUUCUAGGAGAAGAAUUGCAAAUAGAUUUGGUAAGAGCCGAAGAGUUACAGACAGCUAGGAUCAUUGCUGCCAACAACAAAAACAAUUUCCUCUCUUCCACUUCUUAUUCAGGGAUGUUUGAGAAGUUAGAGGAGGAGAUGCAAAAUCUGCGGACAUCUAUUCUGGAAACAAAAUUGUUGCUAGAAGGCAUUUCCCGUGCCACCUAA